UUAAACUUAUCCUCACAAAAGUACAAUUUCUGGUUGACCACUACCUGCAAUUUCUGGGAGGUUAGUUUUCUUCCCAUGAAUGUUUCCUAGAAACGUUGAUGCAAUUGCCCGUUUAACUCAACCAGUCAAUAGAAAUUUCCACCGAGCUUCGCAGAUCAGUAACAUCAUUUCUGAAAUUCUUCUUUAUCUUAUCGUGCAUAUAAGCCAAUAAAGAAAGAGAAAGCUGAGCUUUGUAUUUCCUGCUUUUGAGUCUCUGGUUUACUCCGUUUCUUGGGUUCUGAACUUAUUGGCUUCCAAGUUUAGAGGUAACUUGAACAAGUUGUCUGAUUUUGGUGUUGGGUUUUGUUGCUAAGGAUCAAGAAUGGGAGGACCAGAUUUUGGAGGGGCUGGUCUAGGAGCACUGUUUAAUGUGUUGUAUGAUGGCCUCAAGGAGCUGAUCGGCAAGAAUGUCAUAUAUAAAAGCCUCUUCAAAGCCAUCAUAGCAAGGUUAGACAGUUUACACCCAUUGAUCAAAGAAAUAGAAAAAUACAACAAGGAUUUGGAUCUCCCAGAUAAGGAACUAGAAAAUCUGAAAGUAGGGAUGGAGAAGGGCAUAGAGCUGGUCCACAAGUGCUCAAAGAUUCGUGCGUGGAACAUUUAUAAAAAGUACAAAUAUGCCAACAAACUUCUUGAUUGGAACGAAUCUCUUCUAGGGCUUUUAGAUAUGCUGAAUGUGCAGGGCAUAAGGGAUGUGAAGGGGAGCUCGGUUUCGGUGAGGAACAUAGAGAAGGUGGUCAGCCGAAUUGAAUCAAGUUUGGUGUUACAAUAUCAAGAUGAGACUGAAGUUUGGGGUGCAGCACCUGAACUUCCGGCGCUUGUAGUUGGGUUGGAUUUUCCUUUGAAGGAGUUGAAGAGGAAGCUUCUUAAUCUUAAAGAUGGGGUGUCAAUGCUUGUUCUGACCGCUCCUGGAGGAUGUGGCAAGACCACUUUGGCAACAGCAUUUUGUCGAGAUCAGGAAGUCAAAGAUACAUUCCGGGACAAUAUCUUCUUUGUCACUGUUUCAAGCAACCCCAACUUGGAACGUAUUGUUCAAGAACUUCAUCGAUGCAGGGGUUCCAAAGUACCUACUCUCGGAAAUGAAGUAAAUGCAGUUAAGUGGCUGCACCAUUUUCUCAAGGAACAAGGACAAAAUCCUUUACUGUUGGUCCUGGAUGAUGUUUGGUCUGGAUCAGAAUCCCUUCUGGAGAAGUUUGAUCAAUUUAAAAUGCCAAAUUACAAGCUUUUGGUGACAUCAAGGUCUGAGUUUCGGGGAUUUGGCUCUCCAUAUUCUUUACAGUCAUUGGAUUAUCACAAUGCAAUGAAACUUUUUCAUCAUUCAGCAUCCUUGGGAGAUAAGAGCUCUCUUAUUCCACAAGAUCUUUCAAGACAGAUGGUAGAGCGUUGUAAGGGAUUUCCACUAGCCAUUAAAGUGCUUGGGAGAUCACUUUGCGGGCAGCCUAUAGAGAUCUGGAAAAAGAGAGUAAUUGAAUGGUCUAGAGGUUCUACUGUUCAUGAUUCAGAGGCUGAAUUGCUUCUUUGUCUCCAAAGCAGCUUAGAAGCAUUGGAUAAAGAAAUGGCUAUCAUAAAGGAAUGUUUCUUAGACCUGGGUUCAUUUCCUGAAGACCAAAGAAUCCCUGCUGCUGCCCUCAUUGAUAUAUGGGGAGAGUUAUAUGAUCUAGAUGAAGACACAGAGUGCAUUGCAAACCUCUACGAGCUCACCAAGCGUAGUCUCGCUAAUCUUGUAGUCACAAGGAAGGAAAAUAUGGAGGGGGAUGAGUACUACAAUGAACACUUUGUUACCCAACAUGAUAUUCUUAGAGAGCUAGCUAUCUACUACUCAAAACUAGAACCAGCCGAACAGAGAACAAGACUGAUUAUAGACAUACGAGGAAACAAACCUCCCAAGUGGUGGAGAGAACAGAAGCAUCAAUUGAUGAAAGCUCGCCUGUUAUCUAUCUCAACAGACGGUGUAUUUUCAGGAAAAUGGCACAACAUGCAAGUACCAGAAGUUGAGGUUCUAGUCUUGAAUUUCCAGACAGAGAACCAUGCCUUACCCGAAUCUGUGGAGAACAUGGAUAAAUUGAAGGCUUUAAUAGUCACAAAUUAUGGUUUCUUACCAGCUGAGUUAAGUAACUUUCAACUUCUGAGCUCGUUAUCAAAUUUGAAGAGAAUCAGAUUAGAACGCAUCUCAAUUCUUUCCAUAACCAAGAACCCCAUAGAAUUGAAGAGUCUGCAGAAGAUAUCCUUGUUCAUGUGCAAUAUCGGUCAAGCUUUCAGCAACUGCUCCAUCCCAAUCUCAUCAGCAUUCCCGAAUAUAGAGGAAAUGAACAUUGACUAUUGCCAUGAUUUGGUGGAAUUGCCUGCCGAGCUCUGUGGUCUUAGUCAACUAAAGAAGCUCAGUGUCACCAAUUGUCAUAAGCUAUCUGCCUUGCCUGAAGAGAUUGGAAAGUUGACCAAGUUAGAAGUGUUGAGGCUAAAAUCCUGUACAGACCUAGUAAAACUUCCAGGCUCGAUGAAGAACCUCAAAAAGUUAGACUUUCUUGACAUAUCUGAUUGCUUCAGCAUUAGGGAGUUGCCUGAAGACAUUGGUGACAUAAGCAAUUUAAGAAAGAUCAACAUGAGACAGUGCUUAAGGUUGGAAGAGCUACCUCUAUCUGUUUUGGAUCUUGAGCAGUUAAAGGAAGUGAUCUGUGAUGAAGAGACAAAAUAUUUAUGGGAAUCUUUCUCAUCUCACCUAAACAACGUAAGCAUAAAUGUGGCCAAAGAAAAUAUCAAUCUUAAUUGGCUUCACCACACCAAAAUCUGAAACAUGUAGUUUCUCAAUGAUUGUCUGUAACCUGUGUGAUUUGUUUUUCAUUGUUUUCCUAUUUUCCCUGUAUUUUUAUUUUUUCAAUGUUUUCCUUCUGUUUUUGUAAAUAGAAUGAGAUAAGAAUAUUGCAGGUAAAAUCAAUGUAAUAAACCAACUGUGCAAUACUUUCACA
Molecule: messenger RNA, 2999 nt
Organism: Prunus mume (Japanese apricot)
Lineage: Eukaryota; Viridiplantae; Streptophyta; Magnoliopsida; Rosales; Rosaceae
Product: putative disease resistance protein At5g66900
Molecular function (GO): ADP binding
Source: RefSeq, a predicted model, not a curated record